AUGACUCAGGAGGAAUGCACGGAGCAGCUCCCCCACUUUUUGUCGAUGGCGACACCGAAACAAAGAAGUAAUGCCAGCCUGGACAGAGGCCGCGGUUUUUCGUCUCAUAUGGUUAAAGGGGCCGACAAUGGGUGUAGUGACUCGUACAAUAAGGAGAUCACUAGAAAUGAAUCUUGUCUCUCUGAAAUUUGGCAAGCGAAAAAUAAAGGGCAGGAUUUACGAUGCCCCUCCCGUCUCCCUGAUGGGGAGUGUGAAGGUGCCACGGAUCCCGAAAUAAUAUCAUUGGUUAGUUUCGCUAGUCGAAAGACAGCCGGAUCCAGGUCAUGCCGUGGUGGGGCGCUAUGUGGAGUUUGUCCCAUACAGGUACUUCCAAAUGCAACAAAUGCGUCCUGCACUUCUUCACUCAAUAGCAGUUGUAGCCUUGCACGGCAGCGGUCGGCACGCAUUACGGGUGAACUUCGAGUGGAUAAGAGAGAUGACGGCGGGAAGUUUAUAAACAAUUACCAGGUGCUCAAAGAAAUCGGAAGGGGAUCGUUCGGUAAGGUGAAGUUGGGGUACAACACCCAGACCGAUACGCUUGUGGCUAUUAAGCAAGUGUGUCGACCCGUGGCAAAGACGCGGUUCGGCCUGCAAACGGCAGCGCAGGAGAGAUUUAGUGCCUUGCAGCGGGAAAUUGCGCUCAUGAAGAAGCUGAAGCACAAACAUAUCGUUCCACUGUACGAGGUUAUUGACGAUCCCAGUGCUAGAAAAAUUUACCUUGUAAUGAAAUACAUCGACGGUGGACCUAUCGGCCGCAUUAGGUGUAGUCCCACUGGCGAUCCCGAGGAGGAGGUCUGCACACCUAUUCCUCCUGGACAACUCGCGAAGUACGCUCGGCAGAUUUUUUCUGGAUUAGACUAUCUGCACAAAAACAAAAUAGCGCAUCGAGAUAUCAAACCGGAAAAUAUACUCGUUAGUAAAGAAGGAAGAGCGUAUUUGGCGGACUUUGGCGUGGCUGAGGUUUUUGACGUAAGCGCACGGGAGAGGGUAGAACAAAUAAUGCAAGAAAGCUUAGCAGCCAGUAGAGCCAACGCCUCAUGUGGACCAGGGAUGCCUAUACAGGGCACAAAGGGGACAAUAUUGUUUAUUGCCCCUGAGAUCUGGAAAGGCGAUAGGUCGUAUGCAAAACCAGUUGAUGUAUGGGCAAUGGGUGUCACAUUGUACAUUCUUCUUACCGGAAGACUUCCCUUCUCUAAUAUAGACGAUAUUAUGGACUCCAACCUUCCUGUGAUACCAACUGAGUAUGGGGAAGACUGGGAAAAUUUGCUUCGUAGGAUGCUUGAUCGCGACCCCAAGAACCGCAUAACCGCAUGCCAUGCUGUCGAAGCAUUUAAGGCAAUGAUCCACAAAAAUAAGAGUUCUGGUGACGCGUGUGACGACACCUUGGUUUGCGUUACGGAGAAGGAUAUAGAGGAAGCCUUGACAUUAACCGAACCCGAAAAAGAUGCUGAAGAUGUUUCGUGGUUGUUAAGGGAACGCAGCGGCGAUAAUUCGGUUGCAAUUUCGCUUCCCAUGAGUCCUAGGUGGAUUGACAAUCCCUUCGACGCCUCGCUAAAACUCAAUGCAACCACAAAAAGUGGUGAUGUCGAACCCCUCUCAGGUUCGAAUUGGGGAGGUACCGUUAUGAAACCAGUAAGACGGCUGAGCCGGCGUUCGACGCGUGUUGUUUCUCCCGGUGGAAGCCCUUUGGAAUGUCAUGACAUGCCUUUUUGUGAAAAAGUUGAAUUACCUCCCAUCGAACCACGGGGAAAUCAAACAAAUGUCUCGCCGUCGGUGGCGACCACCCCAAGGGAUGUGCACAACAGGGAGUUUGACGGUGGCAGUGGUACGUUGCCAAAUCAGGAGGUUCUCACGAGCAACUGUGCUAUAAAGAGGAAUUCCGCCCCACAAUUAGGAGUGCACUCCUUAUCAAAGCAAAGAUGUGCGAAAGGUAAAAAAGAGGAAGCGGGUUGUUUGCCGGGAUUAUGUGGCUCAUUAUUCCCUCGUACUCCAGAGAAACGGGAUGGAGAGACGCCUUGUAAAGGAGACGAGGAGUGA
Messenger RNA from Trypanosoma brucei brucei TREU927, 2076 nucleotides. RefSeq names its product protein kinase, putative. The coding region runs from base 1 to 2076 and encodes 691 amino acids. NCBI's taxonomy places the organism in Eukaryota, Euglenozoa, Kinetoplastea, Trypanosomatida, Trypanosomatidae. The transcript has a single exon. Gene Ontology annotation, cellular component: cytoplasm. The record is from RefSeq and is a predicted model, not a curated record. Gene Ontology annotation, biological process: protein phosphorylation; intracellular signal transduction. Gene Ontology annotation, molecular function: protein serine/threonine kinase activity; ATP binding.